AAAAUCUCGCGAGAGGUCGAGAUGUCCUGAAUUCUCCCAGGAGCCCCCGCUCUUCCUCUUCCCGAAAGCGGCCUGAGGUGACCUCUCAAAAUGGUUCGCUAUUCUCUUGAUCCGGAGAACCCCACAAAAUCAUGUAAAUCGAGAGGUUCGAAUCUACGGGUUCAUUUUAAGAACACUCGUGAAACUGCCCAGGCCAUCAAGGGUAUGCAUAUCCGAAAAGCCACCAAGUAUCUAAAGGAUGUCACAUUACAAAAACAAUGUGUGCCCUUCCGUCGUUACAAUGGUGGCGUUGGGAGGUGUGCCCAGGCCAAACAGUGGGGUUGGACGCAGGGUCGGUGGCCCAAAAAGAGUGCAGAAUUUUUACUGCACAUGCUUAAAAAUGCAGAGAGUAAUGCUGAACUUAAGCUGCUGAGCCAUGCUGACAAAAUUUUGUCUAUUGUCAAGGCUUGGAAAUUGACAGUGCCAGGUCCUGGAACUUCACUUCUCUUUAAUGCGCACUUAGCACUGAGUUUUGGUAGUUACCUUGCAUUUAAGGAAGGACACUUAGAGUAAAGGUGAAAACAACUGCUUGAACAAAUACGCUAUUUAAACGUUUACAGAUUGCCUUCAAAAAUGAUUUUAUUAAGGCAGGGACUUAAUUUUCCAGUGACAGUGUUAAGAUGUCACCUGAUUGUGUUCCCGCUCUCUUCCCAGGGUUUAGAUGUAGACUCUCUAGUCAUAGAGCACAUCCAA
Molecule: messenger RNA, 732 nt
Organism: Hipposideros armiger (great roundleaf bat)
Lineage: Eukaryota; Metazoa; Chordata; Mammalia; Chiroptera; Hipposideridae
Gene: RPL17
Product: ribosomal protein L17
Exons: 6
Coding region: 91-552 (153 amino acids)
Biological process (GO): cytoplasmic translation
Cellular component (GO): ribosome; cytosolic large ribosomal subunit
Molecular function (GO): structural constituent of ribosome
Source: RefSeq, a predicted model, not a curated record